UCAAAAGUCUAUCAGACAUCCAUCCACUAUCUCUGGACAUCUCUAUUAACAUGUGCCGAUCACUAGAACAUCUGCCAGUCACUUGUCUGGAAAGGGCAAAGGAGCUCAAGGCUCGGUUUGGAAGUUUUCUACUAAAGCAAGAGCUCAGUAUCAUGGGCCACUCACAAAAGAAUAAAAAACGUACACCGGAGGACAGACAGAAAUGGUCUUUCCAUGAACUCCUUGCACACAAAGAGGGGCUGUGCGCUUUCACGACGUUCCUGGCAUCUGAGUACAGUGAAGAAAAUAUUGCUUUCUAUUUGGCCUGUGAGGAAUACAGGAACACAAAGAGCUCAUCGAAGCUGUGCGCAAAGGCCAGGAAAAUCUAUGAGGAGUUCAUCGCCUCUGAUGCACCAAGAGAGGUUAAUCUUGAUCAUGAAACUAGAAACAUCACCUUGAAGAAUAUGGAGCAGCCCACACUGUCCUGCUUCAACCUUGCCCAGAGUAAAAUUAACACCCUCAUGGAGAAAGACUGCUACCCUCGAUUCCUCAAGUCAGCUGUCUACCAGGAACUCAUCACACAGCAUGUGGGUUAAACUACCCUAAAGACAGCAGGGGAUGAAUGCGUCCCCGGUUAACAUGGCAUCUGUGUGACGUGAUGGUCACUUAAUGAUCUGAACCUGUUUCCUGAGGUUCAGGAGGACUGGACGCACACCGGAAGUCCUCGGGCAUUCGAGAACAUUGACUCUAUGAACACAGCAGUGGAGCACACAGAGAUCAAGAUUGUACUGUAGCACUGAACAAUAACUGUGAAAGUGAAAUGACUUUUGCACAAUUAUGUGUUAAAUAUAUUUUUUUUGUAUUGCCUAUGAAUAUUUAUUGAAAAUAGAAUUUAUAUUUGUAUUUAUAUUUGAUGAACAAUUGUGGGUUAUUUAUUGAACUUUUGAGUGUAUAAUAAAUUUUGUACAUGCA
Molecule: messenger RNA, 951 nt
Organism: Carassius auratus (goldfish)
Lineage: Eukaryota; Metazoa; Chordata; Actinopteri; Cypriniformes; Cyprinidae
Gene: rgs5b
Product: regulator of G protein signaling 5b
Exons: 4
Coding region: 51-575 (174 amino acids)
Source: RefSeq, a predicted model, not a curated record